Molecule: messenger RNA, 966 nt
Organism: Haemonchus placei
Lineage: Eukaryota; Metazoa; Nematoda; Chromadorea; Rhabditida; Trichostrongylidae
Source: the annotation of a GenBank genome assembly
AUGGAGGCCACAGAAAAACCACAAAGGCCAUGGCGUGGACGAGUUCUGAUGGCUUCGGUUGCGAUAGGAGCAAUAGCAAUUUUUCUAGGUAUAUAUUUUUCGGGACAAGAUGUGCAACAAGUCAUCAGCCUUGCUAAAGAGAAAUUAAUAGGAGUAAGUGAAGCCCCUCCAGCGGCAAGUGAAAGUGAGCCUGUUCAUGUGAAAAAGGAUGAGCAAAAGCUUCGCCAAGAACAAAUGGAAAAAGAUCGACAGCAGCAGCAACAACAUAUAGAUGAGCGAGAGAAAUUGAGGAGGCAGCAAAUUCAGCAGCAGCAGGAGAAGCGUAAGCAGCAGCUCCAACAAAGGGAAGAAGAAGAGAAAAGAAGAAGAGAAGCGUAUGAAAAACAAGAGCAAUUGAGGAAACAACAACAACAAGAACACGAGGAACAGCUACGAUUGAGGCAACAACAGCAACGUGAAGAAGAGGAGAAAAGAUUGAAAGAGCAACAAAAACGUGAAGAAGAGGAACGUAAAAGGCAGCAAGAAGAACAGGAACGAUUGAAAGUUCAGAAGCAAAAGGAAGAGGAGGAAAAACUGAAGAUUCAGAAGCAACAGGAGGAAGAAAAACUGAGGUUGCAAAAGGAGGAAGAGGAAAAAAUAAAACGGCAGAAGGCGGAGGAGGAAAAAUUGAAGCUGCAAAAGCAGAAAGAAGAAGAAGAAAAACUGAAACAGCAAAAAGUAAAAGAAGAGCAGGAGAAGUUAAAACAGCAGAAAGAGAAGGAAGAGCAGAAGAAAGCGGAGCCGGUGAAGCAGCAACAACAACAACAGCAAAAUCCACCAAAACAGCAACAGCAACAGCAGCAGCAACAACCACAACAACAACAACAACAACAAGCUGCGGAGCAAAAACAACAGCAGCCACAAGUCCCCAAGCAGGAGAAGGUUGCGAAAGCACAGGAACAACCACCAGUUGUACCAGCUGCAUGA